Lepus europaeus (European hare) is the source of this 942-nucleotide messenger RNA. RefSeq names its product olfactory receptor 10P1. Gene Ontology annotation, biological process: G protein-coupled receptor signaling pathway. Gene Ontology annotation, molecular function: olfactory receptor activity; G protein-coupled receptor activity. Bases 1 to 942 code for a protein of 313 amino acids. Lineage: Eukaryota; Metazoa; Chordata; Mammalia; Lagomorpha; Leporidae. The record is from RefSeq and is a predicted model, not a curated record. The transcript has a single exon. Gene Ontology annotation, cellular component: membrane.
AUGGCUCUGGACAACCAAACCGCCCUGCCUGAAUUCCUCCUCCUGGGGUUCUCCGACCUCAGUUUGCUGCAGGGCCCCCCGUUCUGGGUGGUGCUUCUGGUCUACCUGGUCACCUUGCUGGGCAACUCCCUGAUCAUCCUGCUGACCCGGGCCAGUCCUGCCCUGCGGGCGCCCAUGUACUUCUUCCUACACCACCUCUCACUGGUGGAGCUCCUCUAUACCACAGACAUUGUGCCCAGGACUCUGGCUGAUCUGGCCUCCCCACGGCCCCGAGCCAUCUCCUUCCAGGGCUGUGUGGCCCAGAUGUAUGUCUUCAUCGUCCUGGGCAUCACAGAGUGCUGCCUGCUCACGGCCAUGGCCUACGACCGCUACGCCGCCAUCUGCCGGCCCCUGCACUAUGCCACCCUCAUGAGCCAGCAGGCCUGUGUGGCCAUGGUGGGCAUCUCCUGGCUCAUGGGCAUCAUCACGGCCACCACCCACUCCUCCCUCAUCUUCACUCUGCCUUUCCCUGGGCACCCGGUCAUCCCACACUUCCUCUGUGACAUCCUGCCAGUACUGAGGCUGGCGAGUGCCGGCAAGCACAGAAGUGAGAUCUCCGUGAUGACAGCCACCGUGGUCUUCAUCAUGGUCCCCUUCUCUCUCAUUGUCACCUCCUACGCCCGCAUCCUGAGAGCCAUCCUGGCCAUGGCCUCCCCCCGGGGCCGCCGCAAGGUCUUCUCCACCUGCUCCUCCCACCUGCUUGUGGUCUCCCUCUUCUUCGGGACAGCCAGCAUCACCUACAUCCGGCCCGGGGCAGGGUCCUCCGUGACCACAGACCGCGUGCUCAGUCUCUUCUACACGGUCAUCACACCCAUGCUCAACCCCGUCAUCUACACACUCCGGAACAAGGAGGUGACAGGGGCCCUGCGCCACAUGGUGAUGAGGCCGACCCCCCUACCCUGA